CUACCAUAGCAGUUACAGAGAUCGUCGUCUCAAAUCUAAUCUCCGUCGCCGGAAAACAGGUGCCGCCGGGAAACAGGUACUUCCGUGCCGGCGUUCAGGCUAUUCAAUCCACAGGGCCUUUGUGCAUCUGAAACAUCUACUUCCCAUAACAUUUGCUCCUAAGUUAGUUUUGGCAUGGGAGCUUUCACAGUAUCAGGCUCAUCAUCACGUUCUCCUUUGGGAUUGGCUGCAGCUUUCUCAUCCUACCGAUCUUCAAUUAAAAAACCUGUGAUUUUGGCAUUUAAGACAGAUAAGACAAAGAGCACAGCCCUAGUUACACCAACUGAAUCCAUUUCCUUACCCACGGAGAACCCUAAAGAUAAAACAAAAAGGUUGAGGCUGACUGCGAAGCAUGUUAAAAGAGUAAAAGCACUUGCAACAGUUGAAUUGUCACCCUGCAAUUUGGAACUGGAUUAUAAUGAAGCCGCUGCCAAACUCGAAAACUUAUUCAAACUAAGCCCUGAAGUUGAAGAUAUCUCAAUAGAAGAGGAUAUGAGCAACAUAUCACGGAAAGGGAAGCACAAGAAGGCAAAGAUUGAUGAAGAAGAUAACUUGAAAUCACAAAAGAAAAUUGGUAGUAAAAGAGUAGUCAACAACAGAAACAAGGUUCCAAAACGACUAACUCUUGAGAAGAGGAUAGCUUUAAGAACACAAAGAGAAGGUGAAUUAAUAUCUUCUAGACAGCAAAGCAAAGACGAAGAGAAUGAAAUUGACCGGAUUAACAACCUUGUCAAGGAUUAUUCUGUUUCAAGAGAAUCAGUGAGCUUGGACUGGAAGAAGAUGAAGAUACCUUCUGUACUACCUUCCACUGAGUCUUACUGGCUUUUCCAGUUAAUGCAGCCUAUGAAGGCGAUUUUUCAAGUCAAGCUAAGCUUGCAACAGGAUUUGGAACGAGAACCCACAGAUGGUGAGCUAGCGAAGGCAACAAAUUUGACUGUUGCUGAAGUAAGAAAGCAAUUGGGAGUUGGUCAAGCAGCCAGAAAUAAACUCAUUAAGCACAAUCUCCGGCUGGUUUUGUUCGUGAUAAAAAAAUAUUUCCAGGAGUUUUCUACCAGCCCCAAGUUUCAGGACCUCUGCCAAGCAGGUGUAAAGGGACUGAUUACAGCCAUUGAUCGUUUCGAACCUGAAAGGAAGUUUCGCCUCUCAACCUACGGUUUAUUUUGGAUUAGGCAUGCCAUCAUCCGGUCCAUGACAACAUCAAACUUUACCCGCAUUCCCUUCGGCCUGGAAUCAGUUAGAAUAGAAAUCCAAAGAGCGAAGCUGGAACUGUUGUUUGAGCUGAAGAGAUUACCGACAAACGAAGAGAUCAUGAAGAAAGUUGGAAUCUCUCCGGAGAGGUACAAUGAAGUAAUGAAUUCAUCGAAACCGGCCUUAUCUCUACACUCAAGGCAUGCUACAACACAAGAAGAACUCAUUAACGGAAUAGCUGACACCGACCACGUGGGAGGCGACAAGAGGAAGAGACAGCCCGCCCUUCUUAGACUUGCCCUGGAUGAUGUGCUUGAUUCUCUGAAGCCGAAAGAAAGCUUGGUUAUCAGACAGAGAUUUGGGUUAGAUGGAAAAGGCGAAAGAACGUUGGGAGAGAUUGCGGGGAAUUUGAGUAUUUCAAGAGAAAUGGUCCGUAAACACGAAGUGAAAGCUCUCAUGAAGCUCAAACAUCCUACCAGAGUUGAUCACCUUCGCCAUUACGUUUAUUGAAACAGACACGACCAUUCAUUCAAUCCACCCCCAAUUUGGUCAGUUUAUUUGAAAUCUCCUUUUUUAUGCUAAUAGAAAUCAAACCAUUACUAUUGUGUUGUAUAUAUAUAUAUAUCAUCAAGUACAAAGGAUAUGAGAAAUCACAACAAAAAGUUCAUAUUACUAAUAUUUUAUGUAACUUAGAAAACUAAGUGUAUAUUAGAUUAUUUAUAUGUUUCUUUAUUUGACAAAAGAUUAUCUAUCUAAUAUAGUUAUCUUAAUCAA
Messenger RNA from Impatiens glandulifera, 2001 nucleotides. Its product is annotated as RNA polymerase sigma factor sigE, chloroplastic/mitochondrial. Gene Ontology annotation, biological process: DNA-templated transcription initiation; regulation of DNA-templated transcription. The transcript has 6 exons. Bases 175 to 1737 code for a protein of 520 amino acids. Lineage: Eukaryota; Viridiplantae; Streptophyta; Magnoliopsida; Ericales; Balsaminaceae. Gene Ontology annotation, molecular function: DNA-binding transcription factor activity. The record is from RefSeq and is a predicted model, not a curated record.